This is a messenger RNA of Yamadazyma tenuis ATCC 10573, 2265 nucleotides long. Its product is annotated as putative phosphotransferase. NCBI's taxonomy places the organism in Eukaryota, Fungi, Ascomycota, Pichiomycetes, Serinales, Debaryomycetaceae. Gene Ontology annotation, cellular component: cytoplasm. The record is from RefSeq and is a predicted model, not a curated record. Gene Ontology annotation, biological process: pentose metabolic process; carbohydrate phosphorylation. Gene Ontology annotation, molecular function: D-ribulokinase activity.
AUGCCUCCAACGUUUUCCAAAUCUCAUACUUCUUUGGGCUCCAGAAAGUCUUCGGUGUUCAACUUCAUUCAACAACCUCCUCAGCCUGAUGUAUAUUACGUUGGUGUUGAUGUGGGUACCGGUUCUGCCAGAGCAUGUAUCAUUGACACCAAUGGGAUCAUUCUUGGCUUGAGUGAAAGGCCCAUCACUAGACACGAAUUGAAGCCCAAUUUCAUUACCCAGAACUCUACAGAAAUCUGGAAUGCCAUCUGUUUUUGUGUCAAGAACUGCUUAAGAGACAGUGGGGUUGACCCUUCCGAUGUAUUCGGUAUUGGUUUUGAUGCCACCUGCUCGUUGGUGGUGAUUGAUGAAAAAACCGAUACCCCAAUUGGGGUGGGUCCUGAUUUCACCGACCACAAAGAGAAUAUCAUUUUGUGGAUGGACCACCGAGCUGAAGAGGAAACUGUCAGCAUAAACUCCUCAAAUGACAAGUGCUUGAAGUACGUGGGUGGACAAAUGUCCAUUGAAAUGGAAUUGCCAAAGAUGAAGUGGUUAAAGCAUAACUUGCCAGGUGGAAUUGAAAAGUGUAAAUUCUACGAUUUGGCUGAUUACUUGACCCACAAAGCUACUGGAUCCGAAGCUAGAUCAUACUGUUCCACCGUUUGCAAGCAAGGUUUGGUUCCCCCUGGUGUCGAUGGAUCUACUGACGGUUGGUCUAAGGAAUUUUUACUUUCGUUAGACUUAGGAGAGUUAGUGGAAGAUGACUUUAGAAGAUUGGGUGGUAUCCCCCACAAGAAUGGGACUUUCUUGAGUGCAGGUGACGUGGUUGGUAAAUUGACCAUCGAGGCUUCUCAAGAGUUAGGAUUGACUACUGAAUGUAUUGUUGGAUCCGGAGUUAUUGAUGCUUAUGCUGGAUGGAUUGGAACCGUGGCUGCUAAAGUUGACCAUCCUCAAGUAUCCCAUCUCUUGGAAAAAUCCGGGGAUGGAACUAUUGCUACAAGCUGUGGAAGAUUGGCUGCUGUAGCUGGUACUUCCACCUGUCAUAUUGCCAUGACCAAAAACCCUUGUUUUGUUCAGGGUGUUUGGGGUCCUUAUAAGGAUGUUAUGGCUAAGGAUUAUUGGUGUGCAGAAGGUGGACAAUCUUGUACUGGUGCCUUGCUAGCCCACGUCUUGUCUAUUCACCCUGCCUCUAAUGAAUUAAACCACUUGGCUGAAACUUCCAACUUAUCCAAGUUUGACUACUUGAACUUAAUUUUGGAAAACUUGGUGGUGGAGAACAACACCAGGUCAGUGGUAAGCUUGGCAAAACACAUGUUCUUUUACGGAGAUUUCCAUGGUAAUAGAUCUCCAAUUGCUGACCCAAGAAUGAGAGCUUCCAUCAUUGGACAAUCCAUGGAUUCUUCUGUUAACGCUUUGGCUAUUCAAUACUUUGGUGCUUGUGAAUUCAUUGCUCAACAGACCCGGCAAAUUGUUGAAGAAAUGGAAAAGGCUGGCCAUGAAAUUGACUGUAUUUUCAUGAGCGGAGGUCAGUGUAGGAAUGGAUUGUUGAUGAGAUUGUUGGCUGACUGCACUGGUUUGCCCAUCAUCAUUCCAAGGUACAUUGAUGCUGCCGUGGUGUUUGGUUCUGCUCUUUUGGGAGCUGUUGCUGCUGAAGAUGCUGUCAAUGAACACCUUAACUCCAAAGGAAAAAUCACCAGAAGAUCCUCAAUCUUGGAGUCUCAACGGUCCCAGACUUCUUUGAACAAAGUCUCGAGUGGAGGAGCUCAUUCUCCAUACACUGCUCCAACCGCCACAGCUUCUUCUGCAAACAUGGUUGCUUUGGCUUAUGCAUCAUCUCAAUCGGGGUCUCAUCACCAGUUUCCUUCCAUGACUCCUAUGGCUGAAGAAAAUGUUGACUACUUUAAUCAACCAACCCAGAGUGCUCCAAAGACUUUCUCCGAUGAAGAUGAAGAUGAUUCUGAAGACGAACAAACAUUGUCAUUUGGAUCCAAGCAAAAGGUCCAGCAAGGUUUAUCCCAGAAGCUCAACGCCUUGAACUUAAAACCCUUGAGCAAAAUCGACUCCAAAACCAAAGACAACUCCCCUGGCAGUAAGUUGUGGAAGGUGAUGGACAAGUUAACUGGACCAGGUAAAGUCAUUAUGCCUAGUGAUGAAAAUCAUCCUGAUAGAAAGUUGUUAAAUGCCAAAUACAAGGUUUUCUUGGAUCAAUGUUUCAAACAACAAGAGUAUAGGAAAAUGGUUGAUUUGGUAGAAGAAGAGAAUUCAAAGGGGUUGAAGAUUCACUAA